AACAGUUCCCUUUAAAAGUGAUUUCUGGAAAGUUUGUUUUUGUUUUUUAUAGAAUAAAAAGCCCAAAUCAUCUGAAUCAUCAUUGCUACACUGGAUAGACGAUGGCGUGAUCCCUUGUACUCCUUAUAAUCCGAAGCCCACAGCCAGAAGGAGGUCCUGUCGACAGAGCUGCGUGAAGGACCUCAUGAAGCUUGCCAAGGAGCUUGAUAAAAACAUGCAGCAAGACGAGAAGACUUCAGUCCAACAGAAUGCUGUCAUCAGCCAACCUUUGAACGCCUCAGAAAUCAACAUACAGGAUCCAAAGUGUCCGUCCUCGUUGGAGCAGGCAGAGGCAGAGCUGAAUGCUCUGUUUGACUCGUCCACUCAGGGAAUCAGUGGGAGGUUGAGUCAGGGUUCAGUCUCCACUCAGGACAGAAAGGACCAACCAAAGACUCCUGUUUAUGCUGAUCACAAACAGUUAGAACAUAAGACAGCAGAUAAGCUUCCCGAAAAUAAUUCAGUCUACUUUGAGGAUGACUGGGACAAUGACGACCUAAUCAAUGACCCCUUGAUCUUGGCGCUGACGCAGGAUCCCAACGGUCCUAUUGACGCUCAUCCUGAGACUUCGGUAAAGUGUCCCAUUCAAACAAACACUAAAACACUAGCCUCUGUUUUCAAAACUACUACAAGUCGAAGGAGCUUCAAACUGGAACCCAACCCUCACUUCCAGACCAGACUGGAUAAAGAUGCAGAGGAGUCCAGCUUCACUGUUAUACAGCCCAAAUCAAAGAGCCCUGCGCAGACCUCUGCUACCAGGAAGACAAUCACAAAUCCACAACCAAACAAAGUUACUGAGAAAGUAAAGUUUUUCCUGUCAGGCCCACCAGGCAAUGAUGCUUCAGACAGUUUCUGGGACGAUGGCGAUGACGAUGCCCUUCUCUACCAGCUAUGUGACAGGGUGGAGAGGGUUUCCAACAACCAGCUGCAGGAAGUGAGUCACAGAAACUGUGAAGAGAAGCCAAAACGGCCCACAGCCAGACACCAGAACAUCACAGAUCUUCAAGUCAACGCUGAACCCCCGGGGGCUUCCGGUAUGAAUGCAAAUAGACAAUCAUCGGGUUCUUUUGUCCGUUGCAACUCGUUACCAGUGACAACCCAUGAAAUGGGGAACUAUCAAGGAUGGAACAUUCCUUUGAGAGGUGGCGCCCAGAAAGCGGGAGUUGCUCAAAGCUUCCCAGGUGGGAAUGUCGGUUUGGGAAAGUUAAACCAUGGUGCGAUUCAGGCUGAUGCGGAUAUGAAACCUCAUACAGUGACAACCAGAGUACCUCAGAAUUCAAGGUCCCAUCAUGCAGCAUUCAAAAGAAAUGUGUCGGACUCAGCCAUCAUCAGCAACAAGGUUUUUGUCACCAACCAGACCACAGGAAAAUGCUCUGCAGCUGAGAUUGAGAGGAAGAGGCAGGAGGCCUUGGCCAGGAGGCGACUGAGGAUGCAAACCCCUCAAAUCCACAACAGCUGAAGAAAAAGAUCUUUAUUACACAAAAAGCUUGACAUCAAUGAAUGAAAAUACUUCAUUAAUGUAACUUUAAACCAAAGAGGCUGAAUUAGGUUCAGAUUCAGCAUAACUCUUGCAGUGUGUAACCUUUUGUUUUUGCACAGAUUAUGAACCAAUUUUGUACUGAAACAUUGUUUUGACAUUUGAAUGUUUGAUUUGAACACCUUUAGAAAUGUUUUUUGUAGUUUUUUUUAACCACAAAUCAACCCAACUGAAACAUCAAA
Messenger RNA from Cyprinodon tularosa, 1755 nucleotides. RefSeq lists its product as uncharacterized. The record is from RefSeq and is a predicted model, not a curated record. Lineage: Eukaryota; Metazoa; Chordata; Actinopteri; Cyprinodontiformes; Cyprinodontidae. The transcript has 3 exons. Bases 185 to 1495 code for a protein of 436 amino acids.